This is a messenger RNA of Lingula anatina, 8041 nucleotides long. RefSeq names its product homeodomain-interacting protein kinase 1. The record is from RefSeq and is a predicted model, not a curated record. NCBI's taxonomy places the organism in Eukaryota, Metazoa, Brachiopoda, Lingulata, Lingulida, Lingulidae. Gene Ontology annotation, biological process: peptidyl-threonine phosphorylation; peptidyl-serine phosphorylation. Gene Ontology annotation, cellular component: nucleus; cytoplasm. Gene Ontology annotation, molecular function: protein serine/threonine kinase activity; protein tyrosine kinase activity; ATP binding.
UGAUUGCUUUUAUAAGACAUGUAUAAGUAUACUUUCCCCGAGAUAUUUGUGACUUCUAGUUGGAAACCAGGAUGCUGUUAUUGUGCUCUGUUGUUUAGUUUUGAAUAUUGAUCGCAUUUUGUUUGAAGGGUUUGGGUGCCCUACUUCUUCCUAUCUUAGGUAAACAUCUAAAUAUUGCAUAACCUGUGAAAGUCAACAAACUCUUGGUCAGUUACUAAACCACCAAAACAGGGAUGUUUAAUUUUUUAGAUAGCAAAUUUUGAAGGUAUUUGGUUAGAACAUUUUUAUCCCACAAUUUUUUUUUUAUGUUAAAUGGAGCUGGUCGCAUAUCAUGGAUUUACAUAUAUCAUGUAUCUAAAAUUUACCUCAAGUAAUUCAGUAAUUUGUGUUUUGAUGGUACAGAAAUUAAAAUUAACUCAAAAACAUGUCAGUCCUAUUAGUAAUAUCAGCAAGAAGAGAGAGAGUGAAACCAAGGCAGAUGUGUCAGUGUUUAUCUACAACAAUCUUUAGAACAUGUCCAUUACAAAUUCCCCCAUGUUGCUAAGGUCAUUUAUACCGGGCCAUUGAUAUCAAAUAUUGACUUGGCUUAAAAAUGUAUUUACCAGGAUAAUUUAACAAUAAUGAUUUUAGUAGAGGAAUAGUUGAUUCUCUGUCUCGCACUUUGUGGGAGUUAAUGUUGUUCGAUAUUUGUAGAUACACAAAAACAAGAAUUGUUGAUGAUAAGUAUGGCUGUUGUAGGACUCGUGUUAUCUAAGGCGUAGAUUGCUUAAUAGAGGUUCCUUGGUAGAUUUAAAAAGAGAGCGUCUUGGCAAUACCUGUUAUUUAGCUGGAAAUGAGACCUACAUAUAGAUAUCAGACCAGGAUGCACAUGUUAUCUACACAAGGACUUGUGAGGUUUAUGUCUUUGUACAGGUGAUGGGAUGUGCACUAACAAAGUAUAUUGCUGAGAAAUAGCCUGCCUGUCUGUCUGGGGGAAAUACAUUUUCAAUUAGAUGGCCAAGGUGCUAGUUUUAUGGUUAAUUAAGCCUUGAAUAUCUGCCCCCUCUUGUUUACUUACUCAUGAUGCCUUUAAGGCAUUGUAUUUGGACAGAAGAUGCCUAUUUUAAGUUAAUAGAAUUAUAAUACCUGCCUCACUUUCUUUCUCUUUUUCUAAGUGCUCAGCAAACUUACAACCACAAUGGGAUACCUGUCAGAGGAUAUUCAGGCACAGCUGUUAUUGUCAUCAACAUAAAGAUGACUAGCUAGUUCAGAGGAGUAAACAAACCUAUUUGUGUCUUUUUAUUUGUUUUGUGUGAUGAUUUAUGUCUUCAUGAAACAAUGGUUUUCAUGUCUUGGAUAGACCUGCUGUAGUUUCUGGAAAAGAUUACAAAAAUGAAAGUCUCUUGACAUAAAAUCGUUGAGACACCAAUAAUGACUUUUUUGAUGGAGCUCUCUGCCUGCCAUUGCAUCAACUUGGUGACGUUAGAAUACAUUAUAACUAUUGCCUUUGGGUUAGAAGUUGUCAUCUCAGGAAAAGUGACAUUUCUUGCAACAUGAUAGUUAUGGCUGUGCAAGGACUAUUAUGUUCACUUUAGGUCUUGUCUUCUACACAGAUGAGGUAAUAAUUGCAGGUGUUUUGUUUGGUGGAGUGAUCCCCCUUCCUCUGCACCUGCCCCAGAUUACCAUAUUUAUAACACUUUAAAAAUGCAUUGUCAUGGUUUUAGGAACAGGCAUGUGUCCCUUUUGUGAGUUCCUUCUCACAUACAAAAUCAUUCUGGCAAGUUUAUAUUUGGGAUGAGGAGUGUUCUGGGGCAUCUUUUUCCUUUAGAGGUUGGGUGCCUAAAGAAGCUGACUCAAAUGGGUUUGCUUUUACAUGGAUAAGAAUUACAACUUGGAAUUUCGUAGAACAAGAUUGGCGUCCAAGAUGUUGUAUUUUUUUCUUUGGGACUUUGUUUUUAACUUGAUAUACAAAGUAAUUCACCUCUGUUAAAGAAAAACUUCAAUUAUGUUAGUCAGUGCCUGGAAAUGUGUGGAUAUUAAGCCCACUUCUCUCUAUAAAUCUUUAAUCAUGCGCCUUUGUGAACAACAGCCUAAUAAGUAUGAUUACAAUGUUGAACAGCUGGCAGUUCUGAAUCAGCAGGGGAAGGAUGGAAAGACAGCAGGAUAUCUAGCACCUGAGAUUCUUCUGGGGCUGCCAUUUUGUGAGGCUAUAGACAUGUGGUCACUGGGCUGUGUCAUAGCAGAGCUGUUCCUUGGAUGGCCACUUUACCCUGGCUCUUCAGAAUACGAUCAGAUUCGGUACAUCUCUCAAACACAAGGUCUCCCCCCAGAACACAUGUUGAGUAACGCCACCAAGACCACCAAGUUCUUUAACAGAGAGAGUACAGGAACCGGGUACCCCUUCUGGAGGCUGAAGACCCCUGAUGAACAUGAAACAGAAACCAAAGUGCUCUCCAAGGAGGCAAGGAAGUACAUCUUUAACUGCUUGGAUGACAUGGCACAGAUCAACACGCCAAACUCACUGGAAGGCUCGGAGCUCAUGGCUGAAAAAGUGGAUAGAAGAGAAUUCGUAGACCUGCUGAAACGCAUGCUGACAUUGGACCAAGAGCGUAGAAUAACCCCUGGUGAAGCGCUCAACCACCCCUUUAUCACCCUGGCACAUUUGGUAGACUAUGCCCAUUCAAACAUAGUCAAGGAAGCUGUCCAAACAAUGGAUGUGUGUAGGCGACCGAAAAGCAACAUCUAUGACUCCCUGAAUCAGAACAUGAUCCCAGGGAUCCUGCCGCCAACAACAGGGAACAUUACACUCACCUUCAAUAGUCAACUUAACAGCCAGCAACUGUCGUCUGGACAGCCAGACUUGCCUUACCUGCAGUAUCAGCUGCAGCCAGGUGCUUACAUCCCUUACCAGCCCCCUAGUAUGUCACAGCAUCUCCAGUCACAGCAGAGGACCAGUGCCCAGUUCAGGCCUGACCAGUAUUCACAGACUUUGUGUCUCAACUCCCCCUCCAAGCAUGGCCUGUCUCUGCGUGUUGACAAUGCAAUCCCCAUGGUAACACAACCUGCGCAAACUUUACAGAUACAGCCACAGCUUAUUGCUCAGCGUGAUAGGCACGGUCCUGGCUCAGGUCGUGCUCGUGCCCGUUUAAUGGGGCAGCAGCAAGUAUCAGCACAGCAAUUCGUUCCCGUCUCCAUGAUCGAACAAUCUGGGCGACAUAUGCUAGUCACGAAUGCUCCCAUGACAUCUUGGCCCAAUGCCAGACCAGUCUUGGUACCCUCCUGGCAACAACUCCCCAGCUUCACCUCACAGCGACCACGUCACCUUCUGCCUGAGACCAGCAUCCCCGAGUCUUGGCGCAGACCUCUAGUCAUGGCCGACGUGGAUCCACCGCAACCCACAACCAUGUUCCCUCUGGAUCUUGGAGAUGGGCGAAUCUUUGACCCAUAUGCUGUGGACCGUUCCCACCAUGCUGGGAAUUCCCACUUUACUUCCCUGCUUUCCCAGGGUGCCUCUACCUCAUCACAGUGGAACAUGAAUGUUAUGCCAGGACCACUGCUUCUUGCAAGACAGAACAGCAGCAGCAGCACUAGCAGCAGUAAGAGGCAAAAUAAACAACACAGAAGCAAUAAGGAGAUAACAAGUCACCUAUCGCCUGUGAAGAAACGUGUAAAAGAGAACACCCCACCGCAUACGCAGAGUAAAGCAGCUUCCCCGGAUCGUUCCAGUUGGCCGCGUUCAAAGACAUCAGUAACCUCAACAAAAGUAGCAUACAAAGAACAACGGCAGACAAUAGUGAUAUCAGACACACCUAGUCCUGCCAUUAGUGUGAUCACUAUAAGUUCAGACAGUGAAGAAGAAUGUGAGAAACCAUGUUCUUCAAGCUGCCAAGAUAAGAACUGUAAGGCAUGUCAUGAUAACAAGAUGAAGCAGUCAUGCUCUCUCAGUGAAAGUAGCAUUGUUAGCACUAGUCCAGAGUCUGAAGAUGAGACUUUGGGAAUUCCAAAAACUAAAGUAGGUACCCCUAGAAGUAGAAGUAACAUGGCUAGUUGUUUGACGGUUGCAGACAGUCAGGAGGACUCCGAUUCUGAAGCAGAAGUCCCCUCACGGAAGACCAGAUCCAAGGCUACAUUUACGCCCAUCAAAAGUGAGAAAGGCGGGUAUAGCUCAAGUUGCCUACAGGCCAAAGUGGCAAACACCACGGAAGAAGCUGUGAGCUCAGGAAAGCCGUCUACAAGUAAAAUCCAUAGCAAACACAUUCCAAAAUUAAACAGUAGUAACAAGAAUGUGACAGAACUGAAGACGGAAGCACCAUUGCCCCAGGAGACUGAAGCUCCAGCCACAUCAACAAAAAAGCCGUCUCAGGCUGUGCAGCCAAUGCCACAGCAACAUGGUCAUCAAAGAAAAACAAGACCAAGAAAUUUGAAUUUAUCGGUGCAGCGUCCAGUUCAAAAUCCAGCUCCUCUGUAUGCUGUUCCGUCAACAUCAAAUGGGCGCCAUUUUCUGGGCAGCAGCCAGCGUUCACCACCAAUAGUUGCAACAACACAACUUGGCCAGCCAUUAUAUCUGAAUACUGCCACAGACAUGCACAGGGACUUUUAUCGAAGUGGUGGUCACCAUGGCAGCCCACUUCACAAGUACCUCAUUCCGGCUCACCAGCAAGCUCAGGUGACAUAUGGGCCCUUUUCACCUGGUGGGGCACCCCCACCAGCACAUCAGAGCCCUCGUCACGUGCAAUACACGGCACAUCCUCCACUGCCAGCUCACAUGCACACUAUGAUCCCUACACAAAGCAUUCAUACAGGGACAUUCCCCACACAGAUACAUCCUCAGCUGGCAACUGCUCAAUAUCUGAAUUCGCCAACAGGUGGCGUCUACACUGCCUUUCCUCUCAGCCCAACCAAGACAAGACAGUACCAGUACCUUUAUCAGCCAUUUUCUGGGGAAUGAGACAGAGGCAUGUAAAGAAAGUGAGAUUGUGAAUGUGCUUUCAGCUCUAUAAAAGUUUGGAACAUCCAAAUGAUUUGAGUCUGAGUCAAAUUGUAAAAUGUGUAAUUUUGAGGGAAGUUUUAAGUUGGGUCAUGUUAGGCCAGUGAUUUUUAGUAUUGGCCCAAUGACUGAAGAAGGACAUCAUGUAUUAAUAAAGCAAGAUUGUUUAGCCACAUUCUGGCUAAUAGUGAAACAUUAAUUGUUAUUUGUGCCACUUGAAUUGGCUUGACUUUUAUCCACCCUUUACUUUUAUUCUCACAUUUGUGAACAUAAGUGCACCCGGUGUUUUAAGUUGAAUUGUUUUUGGCCACCUUUAAGGCAUGAAGAAUGGUGACUUAUCACAAUGCUUGAGAUAUGUGUAUUUUGAGUGUCUAUUACACUGUUAUGACAUUUUAAGAAUAAUAUUGACAUUUUAAAUAUAAUAUUAAUAACAUUAUUCUGCUUUUCAUUUCACUUUAAAUAAGAAUGAUUAAGCUUACAUUUAUUAUCAGAUUUUGUGAUAGAAAUACAUUUGGAAGGGUGCAUAUAUAUUACUAUAAAUCAAAAUAAUAUCAAGCAAAUAUUUAUUGACAGCUCAAUAAGAAAUGAUUAAUGCAAAGAACAUUCUGGGGGUCUUGGUGACACUAAAUCUAAAAUUAAGAAGUGCCAUUAGAAGAAAUAGCAUUAAACCAUUUUGAAUCAAAACAUAGAGAGGAAAUUUGAAAGAUUUCGUAACUGUAACUUGGGAUUUCCUGACAUUUAAGAUGUGGCAGGUGCUUGAUGUGACUUGUUACAGUUUAUUUCUGACAUUGUACAGUGGUAUGCAUUGAAUGUAGUUUGUGAUGCCAGUUGAAAAGCAUUCCUCUUUUUAGAAUGUCACCAAGGGUCGGAGUAUAUAUAAAUGGCAUUUGUAGCAACAAAAUGGGAUGGGAUUUAUAUAUUUUUUGCCAAAGUUCUUUUUCUUGGUGUUUGUGGUAUAGAACCUUGUACGACAAGAAAUCCUGAAAAGGUAAUAGUAUGAUAUGGUGAUCAUUAUUAUUGAUAAGUUGUAAUAAUAUUCAUGUAAGAUAUUAUGGCAGUAUUUACAAGUCUUUCUCAGCUAUAUGUAUUAACAUUGCGCCAUUUAAGCAAAUAAUAGGGUUACUUUAUAUAUCUAUGACAAUCUGCUUGUAUGGAAAGUGUAUAUAUGAUUAACAAAUUAUAUAUUAUAUAUAAUACAUGAAUUCUCUAGUGUCAAAUUAUUCCUAUUGAGAUUGGAUUGUAGUGCUUAGUGGUGCCCCCUGCUGGGAUGUUUUAUUAACAUGUCAUUCUGGUCUUAUUUAAAGCUCAGGGAACUUGGGGACUUUUAAAAAGGCAACCUCAGUGAAUAUAUUUUUAUUUUUUCGUUAAGCGCAUUUUAAUGGAUCUUGAAGCAAUUUUUAAGAAACUGUCAUCACUGAGGUGACCAAUAUGAAAUAUUUAAAAAGAAAAAGGUGUCACCAUUUUUUGAGAUAGUUGGUUGAAAGAGUAUUUUUCUUGGGGAAACUGGCAGGGGGCACAUUAAAUUCUCCUUGCAUUGUUUGAUAAAGGGGUAAUUUAGAGGGCUCCAGUUCUUGCCGACCUAUGUGCAUCGAAAUCGUGCAAAAUUCUUGUGGUGAAACGGAAAUAUUGAUCUAAAAGAGAGCCUAGGCAUUCUGGAGCUCGGCUUAGCAGAAUAGGUGUGUGAGAUAUUAUAUUUGUAUUAUGCUUGCGUGAAUAUUUUAGAAGAAAUCAUAUUGGGCCAAAUAUUUUUAUGAAUGUUUGAUCUCAUUAAUGCAUGUUUACAUUACUCUAGUUUGGUACAGUAUCAUUCAGGACUGGUAGCAAUUUAGUGUCACAAUUUGUGUGUUUGUGUUUUCUUGUGUUGACUAGGGAGUAUUUAUUUGUAAGCAAGUAGUUUGCAGUGAGUAGUGGCAAUGACCUUAGUUACAGUGCAGUUUUCAUAAUGGGCAGUUAAUUUUAAAGUUGCACACCUGCAAACUAAAAAAAUAUAUUUAUGAUUACAUAUUAUAUACAACUUCGUGCCCACUUUUAAUGUAACCUUAUGUGAUCUGAUUUACCCCAACUAGUCCUUAUCAGUUUGGCUAAUAUUAAACAUUUUAACACCAUAUACCCUACUUCAACAAUUGGUCAAUUUAAAGGGUGAUACUGCUGCUUUAUAAAACUGCUUGUAACUGGGGAUGGGUUAUUUGGUACUGUGUGUUAUGUUGUUUUAAAUUAUUUAGUAUGGAUAUUUGGUUCAGUAUUCUAGUAUUAAACUUGAUGUUGACUUACUCUGCUUGCAGUCUGAUAUUAUAUCUCUUGUUAUAGUGGUGUACUAAUUCCUAAUGUAUUUUAUGGACAAGUAUUGUAUGUAAUACAAUGGCCUUUUGAUUCUGUGAGUGUAGUGAAAUUGUACAGCAAGUAAAAUAUUGCGCCUAACACAUAAUUAUAUGGGUGUAGCCUCCUACUAUUUUGUAAUGUAUAGUAGGAUUUGUAUUAUUACUAUCAUCAUUUAUAUCAUGUAUUCUUAAUCAUUUUAACCUAGUGGAAUGAGGACUUAUUCUAUAUAUUUUACUACUUGUGCAUUCAUCUUGUUAGCUGUGCAUUUAUUAAUCUUGUCAAUUGACAAUAAAUCUGGUGUUCAUUUACUAUUGUGGAGCAAAUAUCUUCAGAUAAUGUUAACUGUUUACAGGGAUGAUUUAUUACUUAGUGUUUAGCAUGAAAAUUGUCAUAAUUGGGAGAGAAUGUUUAGUGUGUGCGCUUUAUGUGCUCAUAUAGCUUACUGUAUCAGUAUUUUCACUAUAGUUAUGUAAGUUGGCAAUACAGCCAAAGAUAUCACUUAUACAGUAGGGAGGGUCACUUUGUGUUUUAUGGUAGUGGCUUGUUCAAUACCUGUGUGCAAUAUUUUGACUGGAGUGUAAUCACUUUAGACUAGAGGAAAGGUACAGGGAUUUAAUUAUCGUGAUAGUCAGAUUUAGUUAAACAGUGAUUCUCAUAAAAUUUACAGAAAAUGGAAGGAAAAAAAUUUUAUUACUCAUUGUUAUUAUCAAUGGCAUAACAUUUUUGGGAACAAGUUUGAAUAAAUAUCUAACUGCA